AACGACGGUCGUCUGCGGUUCAGUAAGCAGAAUCUGGUGUAUAAGAGCAGUAAGACAGGGAAGGUGGACAACAUCCCGGCAGCAGAGCUGUCUCAGGCCACAUGGAGGCGUGUAUGUCUGGGACACGGCAUCAAACUGGCCACCAGCACCGGACAUGUCUACAAAUAUGACGGCUUCAGAGACACGGUGAGGCAGUGGUGUGUGUGAACGAGUGAGAGAAUUUGCUUGAAAAUGGUUGUGUGAUUGUCUGUGUCUGCUGUGGUUUUGUGGUUUUCUUCGUGAGAAUUCCGUGGGUAGGUGUCCGGUGAGCUUUUAGAUACAUUUGUUUAUCUGUUCACAGGUUGUGUGUGCGUGCUUGAGAGUGAGUGUAAGAGUGGAUCUGUGUAUAAUCUAGCCUUACCAGUGCUGCUGGAGAGGGAGAGAAGGAAGGCUGGUCUCCUGAGGUUAAUCAGUGUAUAUUUGAAAAUGGGAUCUUCUGACUGUGUGGGUUCAGACGAUGAUGUCAUUGUUUAUUAUCCUGCACACUGUCACUGGUGAGGAAUUCAAACAUAGGUUAAUGGAGCAGCCAGCCAGUCAGUCAGUUUGAUGUAUUCACCUUCUAUAUCAUGUUCCGUGACACCUCUGGUUAAACACCACCUCAGCCCACUCCCCAUGCAUACUCAAUGCUUUGAAUGUCUGUCCUAAACAAGUAAUGAUAAUUUAUUUGAUUUAGGAGUGGUGAAGUGCGCCGGCGAGUUUUGAAAUCCACGUAUCAGAAGUCAUCUGUUUACUAAGUUGGUACUACUUGUGAAGCACACCGCUCUUUAACGGAGUUUGCUUUGUAUUGAUCAGGACUCCACUGUAUUAGCCAUAACUGGGUUCUAUUCACUAGGCACAAAACGGAAACAAAGCCGGGGCCGACACGGGGAGGGACGAUCUUGUCCAAUGAGAAGGGCUUGUUUUCGUUUAAAAUACUUUGCUACGGUGUCUGCUAAUGCAUAGCACCCUGGUGUGAAGAUCCUAUGGCAGCGUCUGUGUUACAGAGCAUCAUAUUAGUUAGGGGGAGAGGAAGAGGGGUGGUGGAAUGGAACAGCUAUGGGGUGGAGGAUUGGAACUGUUGUUUGGUGUGUGUGUUUAUGCAUAUAGUGAUUCUGUGUGGAUAGUGGAUGGGAAGACUGGGAUGAGUGUGAUUUAUUAUUGUUGUGUGAGGUAAGCAACAGCACUCUGCCAAAGCGGUAAUGAGAGACAGCUCUUAACACGGGCUGAUGAGGACAGCAGGUACACACACUGAUAUGUACGUCUUUACACAGUUACAGGCCACUCAUUAUACACACACACACACAGAUUUAUAUCCAGUAUAUACUCAGAAAUGUAAACACACUUAGAUCUGUAUACACGUGCUGUCACACAAACACAAUGCCUUCAUACAUCUUCACAAACACACGCACAGAUGCUGUCAACACACUGAUCUGAUAUCCUAUACACACACACACACACACACACACUGAUGUAUAUUCUCUUUCGCUGUCCAACACACACACACACACUGUGGGCUCUCACACUCUCUAACAACCUAACAGACAAGCUGAUACCCAGGUGCAUAAACUCUCUUUCCCACACACUCUUUUUCCUCUUUCACACACACACAUACACACUUUGUCCUUCACACACAUGUGGAAGUGAUUGCGGUGUGUCUGUGUGCCCCAGCUCUAAUCGGGCCUGCAGGAUAAAUAAACAGGCUGAUUGUAAGCGGCGGAGAGAGCGGACGGAUUACAUUCACCUCCAGCGUCCCAGGGGGCCGAGUGGCGGGAGGGGCCAUAAUUGAGCUUUGAUUAAUUAGCCCCCGCAUCGAGGGGGAGGAAAGGGGGGGUGUUUUUCAGAAUAGUGGGGGAAGUAAGGAUUUAACUGAGAACAUCUUUCUACUCAGUUUUUUCUCUUUCACUUUCUCUCUUCCUCCUCUCUUCCUUUCCCCCUCCACACAUCUCCUCUCUUCCUUUCCCCCUCCACACAUCUCCUCUCCCCCUCCACACAUCUCCUCUCUCCCUCGGCAGGAUUAUGAGAGGAUCUCGGAGUUUUUCAAGGCCAACUACAAGGUGGAGCUGACAGAGAAGGACAUGUGUGUGAAGGGCUGGAACUGGGGCACUGCUAAAUUCUCUGGUAAACCACACCCACUAAAACUCUAAAUACCCAUCACACAACACCGUAGCAGAGGAUCUAAUCGUUCUAUAGUUUCCUCUUGGAUGGCUUGGACGUUUUCAAAACCAUAUUUUUCAUCUCUCUGGAUCUCUCUUGAAGAGUUCGUUGUAGCGUUCCUCCAGCUGUGCUGCAUUAUGGGAGCUGUAGUCUUUAACCCCCUCUCUCUCUCCUCUCUCUCCCCUCUCUCCCUCUGCAGGUCCAUUGUUGUCGUUUGAUGUGAAUGACAGCUCAGUGUUUGAGAUCCCCCUGGCCAGCGUGUCCCAGUGUGCGACAGGGAAGAACGAGGUGAUGCUGGAGUUCCACCAGAAUGAUGACGCUGAGGUCUCUCUCAUGGAAGUUCGUUUCUACGUCCCCCCCGGCCCCGUAGACGAGGGGGCAGACCCUGUGGAGGUAACCCACGCUCUAUUACCGGACCUGUACCAAGGAUAGAACUAACUAAACAACCACUCUGUACUGCUGCUGGUUGAAUGGAGUGAACGUCAGUGCCUUACUGGCUUUACCCCAGCAGAUGGCGCUAACACUACAGCUGUCAUGUACUCAGAAACAGUUCAUUUUUCACACCAACAUCAAUGAUGCAGUGAUUGAUGUUAUUCCUGUUUUAACCUUCCUUCCUGUCAGGCGUUUGCCGCGAACGUGCUGUCUAAGGCAGAUGUGAUCCAGGCUACAGGAGAUGCUGUGUGUGUCUUCAAAGAGCUGCAGUGCCUCACACCCAGGGGCAGGUACUGUGGCAUCAGCACCACCAACCACUAUUCAUCAGUAUUAGCCAUCAUUGUUUUAUAUAAUGUUACUCUACACUUAUCAGAUUCAUCCGCAAAGUGUUCACUUGGCUCAAUACCAUCCCCCCUUCCAAAUAGUAACCACCACAGACAAGUAGAGCUGAGCGAUUAGUGAUUUCUUUGAAGGUUUGUUAGAUUUUUUAUUUUUUUAAUAUCACGGUUUUUGAUAAUUAAUAAAACAACAACAUUUUAAAUGCAUUAUGAAAUAAUGACAUUACAAUGGUUUUGGAGCUUUUUAAUGGAUAUUCCAAAGCCCAAAAUGGUGAACAUUCAAUUGUCAGGUCCACAUUGGGUAGACAUCAAUAGAAAAAAUAGGAAAUUACCAUGAAAUAAUGAAAUAAUUAAGUUGUGUAUAUUACUUUUUUUAAUUUUUUGACUUUAUCAUGUUUAAUUCCUUAAAGUCAUCUCUUCUCUGCUCAGGCAGGAGCAGUCAGCCAGGCCAUCUAACAUGAUGUGCUCCCCAUACUGUAGUGUCUUUAGUCAUCCUAUUUAGCUAGCCUGCCUAAGUAUGCUGCAGAGCUGUCUGACAAUCAUUUUACUAGUUCUUCAAAGUAGAUAAGGCAUACUUCCCAGAACUGUCUCAAUCCCUCUCUCUCCUCAUUGUGUUGUGUACAUUCCUCUCUCAUACAGUCUGUGUAUAUCUAAACUAACGUAGCAGCCGUAAAAGUGUAUCCGUCCAGAGAUCUGUAUAUAAUGAUGAGAUGCUCAUGUCUCCGCCCUAACAAUGGGAGUCAUUGUCCCAAAGGCGGGAAGGCAGGUGACAAGCUUAGGUCCGAAAUAAGCCCAUAGAAAUGCAUUGGGCUUAUUUUGGACAGAUUCUGGCGAGAGUGAAACCUCUUGCUUCGCCUAUUCCUCUCUGAUCCGUCUCUGUCCGUGACAUAAAAAACAGGCGCAAUGAUUUAUGGUCAUUGUAUACUGAACAAAAAUAUAAAUGCAACAAUUUCAACGGUUUUACGGAGUUACAGUUAUAAGGAAGUCAUUAAAUUGAAAGAAAUUAAUUUGGCCCUAAUCUAUGGAUUUCACAUGACUGGGCAAGGGCUCAGCCAUGGGAGGGCAUAGGCCCACCCACUUGCGAGCAAGGCCCACCCACUGUUGAGCCAGGCCCAGCCAGUCAGAAUGAGUUCCCGCAGGUGAAGAAGCCGGAUGUGGAGGUCCUGGGCUGGCGUGGUUACACGUGGUCUGCAGUUGUGAGGCUGGUUGGACAUUGCCAAAUUCUCUAAAAUGACUUUGGAGGCAGCUUAUGGUAGAGAAAUGGACAUUAAAUGAUCUGGCAACAGCUCUGGUGGACAUUCCUGCACUCAGCAUACGAAUUGCACACUCCUUCAAAACUUGAGACAUCUGUGGCAUUGUGUUGUGUGACAAAACUGCACAUUUUAGUGUGCCCUUUUAUUGUCCCCAGCACAAGGUGCACUUGUAUAAUGAUCAUGCUUUUUAAUCAGCUUCUUGAUUUCUGGGAUCUUUUAUUUCAGCUCAUGAAACAUGUGACCAACACUUUACAUGUUGCGUUUAUAUUUUUGUUCAGUAUAGUUAAUUACCACGUUUCUGCGCAGAACUAGGUUAAAUAUUUGCUUAGUGAAAAUUUUAACUCCCUUCGGCCCAAGCGUCCCACAUAGUUUUAUUUUGUGAAUGAUUUGAUUUUUCACUAGAGAAACGGCGCGUUGGACUCCCCAAAAAAUGACGUAGGUCAAUUCGUUGUUUAAUAACCACCCAAAAAACUAAAUGUUGGUUAGUCUCUCAGCGCUACCUACAAGAAAAACACCUACUUUGAACAAAGGUCUUCCUCUCUUUCUUGCCCUCAUUCACCAUCUUUCUUCUCUCUGUGUCAGGUAUGAUAUCCUCAUCUACCCUGCUUUCCUCCACCUCCAUGGUAAGACGUUUGACUACAAGAUCCCCUACACUACCGUGCUGCGUCUCUUUCUGCUACCACACAAGGACCAGAGGCAGAUGUUCUUCGUGGUAAGUGUACUGUGUGUGUGUUUGAUUGAGGUGAGUGGUUGACAGUCGAGUGUAGGUUGUAUUAAGUUGUGUUAGGCACCAAACAUGUGGACAACAGUCAUGCUCACUUUAAACCCCAUGCCGUCGUCUUCAAUUCACAAUCCUUCCCUCCCUCCCUCCGUCUAUAGAUCAGUCUGGACCCGCCCAUCAAGCAGGGACAGACGCGUUACCACUUCCUCAUCCUGCUCUUCUCUAAGGAGGAGGAGCUCAGCCUCACCCUCAACAUGAGCGAGUGAGUGGGAGAAAAACACGACAGCAGCUCAACACCACAUGGGAGAGGAACAAUGAACCCGUAUUGUUAGCUGGCGAGAAUCCCUUGAUACAAUUUCUGUUUCUCUCUCCUCUCUCUUUGCGCCCCCCCUCUCCCUUCUGUCUCCCUCUACCAUCCCUCCUCUCUCUCCGUAGGGAGGAGGUGGAGAAGCGUUAUGAAGGGAAACUCAGUAAGAACAUGUCCGGUUCUCUCUACGAGAUGGUCAGUAGGGUGAUGAAGGCUCUGGUCAACAGGAAGAUCACCGUGCCCGGAAACUUCCAGGGGUAAACACACACACGCACCCGCACAACACGCACACGCUUGCAGAAUCACUCGCAGAUAUGCACCAAUGUUCCUCCUCCCUCUGAAGUUUAAACCCUGUGGCGCUUACACCGUUCCUCUUCGUAAGGACUACAUUAUAAACACAUAUAUUAUCAUAAAGAACUUUGUCAUGUAUUUCAUAAUUGAGUCUCCCUCCCCUCCUCUCCCCUGUAGUAACACCCCUGGGGCCCAGUGUAUAACGUGUUCCUACAAGGCGCAGUCAGGCCUGCUCUACCCCCUGGAGAGGGGUUUCAUCUACGUGCACAAGCCCCCCGUGCACCUGCGCUUCGAGGAGAUCUCCUGUGUCAACUUCGCCAGAGGCACCACCACAACGCGCUCCUUCGACUUCGAGGUGGAGACCAAGCAGGGGAACCAAUUCACCUUCAGCAGCAUAGAGAGGUAUGGAGGGGACUUAGAAACGAACACACACAACCCUAUAGAUUCUUUGCCUGAUGAAUGGUUUCUGUUUUUUUUCCCUCUGUCCAUCACAGAGAAGAGUAUGGGAAGCUGUUUGACUUUGUAAAUGCCAAGAAACUCAACAUCAAGAACAGAGGAUUCAAGGAGGUAACCUUUAGGAGAUGUUUACUGUGGUGGAAAUACAUUCAACUCUCCUCCAAGAUGUGUUUAGAAAUAUUGACGGAUUUCGCUCUUUUCUUGUGUGUCUGUUGUGUAAUCCUGAAGAAGAAGGUUGGUAUGGUUACGGGGUUCGGGAGUGUUGGCUUGGUUUUUGGUUUGGAGUGAUUACUGCUCGCAUGGAGUGUUGGGUGGAGGGGGGGGGGGGGGGGUGUCUGUGUGUUGAAUGGGGAAGAGGAGGGUGCUAAAAUUCUAAUCAUGGGGGUUGAUUGCUGUGAAUGGCCAUAAAUGAUUUACUAAUCGGUUUAUGAUUAUGCUAUUUUUUGUGUGAGAGACAUCUAGAGAUGUAUCGGUGUGUGUGUGUGUGUGUGAAAAAGAGAGAGGUGCGAGUGUGUGUGUGUGGUUGGUUGCCUGCAUUGUCUUGACUAAUGUAUUGCCCGAGGCUUUGCAGUGGUUUAACUGAAAGACGAAACAGCUCCUCUAAACCAAAUACAGGAAGUCCUGAUUUUUCACCCAUAAUGCUCUCUGGUAAUAUAAACAUAGCCCACUCUGUCCGUCAACGGCCCACUUUGUUGCCCUGGGUGGUAGAUGCCAUGGUAACAAACAACUACAUUGGGGUCACCUGAACGGUCAAGAACUACAAAUGAUCCUGUCCUCCACUUCCUCCUGUUUGUAUAGCUUCUUAGCUUUUCACCUAGGGAGAAUCUCAAUUGCAUCUCCUUGAUCCUUCGCAUCCUCUCUUCGCCUCCUCAAAACCUCUCUGAUGAGAAGGUCAGAGGGGAAGGAUCUCUGACAUCAUCCAGGGGAGAACGACUGCCCCCUCCCUCAUUGAAGCCACAGCGGUUCAAUGCUGAUCGUGGUAUUGCAGGCAUUGUUUGCAGAAAACGUGAUCCCCCAUUAUAGUGAAUGGAAAAAUGUCUAUCUUUGUGGUCAGUCUUCUUGUAAAAAAAAAAAAAAUUUGUUUAGAAGACAAUCAUGGUGCCAAUAAUUGCUUCUAAUACACCUGAUAUAUGUCCUUGAGCCGAUUAUUUUAAAAUCGCACACAGAAUAAGUUAUAAGGAUAAUUUAGUUGCUAGUGGCAGCCUGCAGUACCCCGGUUGGCCUUCAACUCGAGUUACUCAAUGAGAGAGGGCAGCACUGAGCUAGCCUGCAACGUCACUUUCUGGAGUAGCUAAACUGCGCAUGUUAUGUCUCCAGGAGGCGCCAUCUUAACCAACUUCAUUUGUCUUCAAUGUGCUAUUUAGUCUUACCAUAGGAAUGAAUGGUGUCACGUGAUCGAUGGCUUUGUCCAUACAUAUAUACAGUCAUUGUUCUCAUCCAAUGGGUUUUGAGAGGGAGGCGAAGAGAAAGGAUGCGAGGAAUCAAGUUAAUGCAAUUUAGAUUCUUCCCUGGUCUCCCCUUUUCCUAGGAGUAGUCCUAAAGGUACGGAAAGGAAGCCAUUGUAAAGUGUUGGAACACAGCCCCUUCUGUACCUUAACCUGCUGUCCGUAGGAAGAGAUAGAGAUGCAGGGCCUUGCUGGAGCAUCAUGGGUAGUGUAGUCUGACUCUGCUGCCCCCCCCCCCCCCCCCCCCCCGACAGGGCAUGAAGAGUAAGAACAACGAGUACAGUGACUCCGAUGAAGACCAGCACGACGCCUACCUGGAGAGGAUGAAGGCUGAGGGCAAGAUCAGAGAAGAGGGAGACGGCAGCAACGACUCCGACGAAGAGACCGGUAAGUGACGACUCCCGCAGCCAAUAGGGUGGCCGGACCGCUCCCGUAGCCAAUCAGGGCCUCACUAGUAAGAGAUCUCAAAGGGACUCAUUAAUAGAUUUAAAAUGUCAUAGGUAUGUAUGGCUGUUGUGAGAUUUCCAUUUCCAACAGAGCAGCAUGUUUGGGAGGGCUGUGUUAGUGACUUGUUUUUUAUUCUCUUUUUACUAGAUGAGUCGUUCAACCCUGGGGAGGAGAGUGAUGUCGCUGAGGAGUGAGUUUUAACCCCUCAUCCAUUGCCCAUUUCAGUUCUUCUCUCUCCCGCUCUCUCUCUAACAGUAUUCCUCCCCUCUCUCUCCCCCUCUAACAGUAUUCCUCCCCUCUCUCUCUCCCUCUCUCUCUCUAACAGUAUUCCUCCUCUCUCUCUCCCUCUCUCUCUCUAACAGUAUUCCUCCUCUCUCUCUCUAACAGCAUUCCUCCCCUCUCUCUCUCUCUCCCCCUCUAACAGUAUUCCUCCCCUCUCUCUCUAACAGUAUUCCUCCCCUCUCUCUCUCCCUCUCCUCUCUCUAACAGUAUUCCUCCUCUCUCUCUCCCUCUCUCUCUCUAACAGUAUUCCUCCUCUCUCUCCCUCUCUCCCCUCUAACAGUAUUCCUCCCCUCUCUCUAAACAGUAUUCCUCCCCUCUCUCUCUAAACAGUGUUCCUCCCCUCUCUCUCCCUCUCUCUCUAACAGUAUUCCUCCCCUCUCUCUCCCUCUCUCUCUCUAACAGUGUUCCUCCCCUCUCUCUCCCUCUCUCUCUCUAACAGUAUUCCUCCCCUCUCUCUCCCUCAGGUAUGACAGUAACGCGUCAGAGAGCGGCAGCGGGGGGGAUGGCAGCGAUGACGAGGGAAAGAAUAAACCUGCAAAGAAGGCCAAAGUAGUGAAGGAGAAGAGGGACCGGAAGCCACGCAAAGAGGUGAGAGAGAGAGAGGGAGUCAUAUAGAAGGGGGAAUGGGUGCGGAGUGUCAUGAACAGUCAAAUGUAUGUUUAUUAUUGUAUCAGAGAAAAAUAUAGCUUCAUAUUGACAUCUGGAAGCACCUACAUAGUUUAUGUAUUUAUGCACAUGUGAUAUGAGUGUGUGUGCUCGUGUUUCUCUCUCUCUCGCUGUGUGUGUGUUUUAGAAGAAGCAGAAGGACACUAACGCCCCCAAGAGGCCGAUGAGUUCCUACAUGCUGUGGCUUAACUCCAGCCGCGAGCGCAUCAAGUCGGAAAACCCCGGAAUCUCCAUCACAGAGAUCUCCAAGAAGGCAGGAGAGAUGUGGAAACAGAUAGGGAAGGACGACAAAGAGGUAAGGGAGGGGGAGAGCUUUAUCUCUGCUCUCUGUGUUUGUCUAUUUCUCUCUGUUCUGCUCUUCUCUCUCUCCAUCUCUCUUUCUCCCAUUUUCUGGCCAUUUUGAAUUUAAAUGUCCUCCACUUAAAAAUAGGAUUUUAUUCAAGCAACUGUUACGUUUUAAAUGUAGUAGUUGCUUGAAUAUAAUCCUGUUUUUAAUGGUGAGUGAGCGUUGCGCCCAAUCUAGUUUUUUGGUUGCACCUCAACUCGUGUUGGUUGAGUGCUCUCCACUUCUUUCCAUGGGCAUUUUGAAUAAAAUAAUAGUAAUCCUAGCUAACUGUGUUUAAACCAUUGUUUAGGGAAACCGAUUGAUAACAAAAGGUCUCUCUCUGCUAGGGGUGGGACAGGAAAGCAGAGGAGGCUAAGAAGAACUAUGAGAAAGCCAUGAAGGAAUACAGAGAGAAUGGUGGAGGCUCCUCUACACCUGCCAAGAAGUAAGAGCCCACACACACACACACACACACACCAGAGGAGGCUGGUGAGAGUAGCUAUAAGAGGACGGACUCAUUGUAAUAACUGGAAUGGAAUUAAUGGAACGGUUUCAAACAUACGGAAACCACCUGUUUUACUCCCUUCCAUUGAUUCCAUUCCAGCCAUUACAAUGAGUCCAUCCUCCUAUUUAUUUAUUUUCAACUUUAUUUAACCAGGUAAGCCAGUUGAGAACAAGUUCUCAUUUACAACUGCGACCUGGCCAAGAUAAAGCAAAGCAGUGCGAUUAAAAACGACAACAACACAGAGUUACAUAUGGGGUAAACUAAAUGUACAGUCAAAAACACAAUAGAAAAUAUAUACACUGUGUGCAAAUGUAGUAAGUUAUGGAGGUAAGGCAAUAAAUAGGCCAUAGUGCAAUAUAAUUACAAUUUAGUAUUAACACUGGAGUGAUAGAUGUGCAGAAGAUGUUGUGCAAAUAGAGAUACUGGGGUGCAAAUUAGCAAAAUAAAUAACAAUAUGGGGAUGAGGUAGUUGAGUGGGCUAAUUUCAGAAGGGCUGUGUACAGGUGCAGUGUUCAGUAAGCUGCUCUGACAACUGAUGCUUAAAGUUAGUGAGGGAGAUAAGUGUCUCCAGCUUCAGAGAUUUCUGCAGUUCGUUCCAGUCAUUGGCAUCAGAGAACUGGAAGGAAUGGCGGCCAAAGGAGGUGUUGGCUUUGGGGAUGACCAGUGAGAUAUACCUGCUGGAGCGCAUGCUACGGAUGGGUGUUGCUAUGGUGACCAAUGAGCUAAGAUAAGGCAGGGAUUUGCCUAGCAGUGAUUUAUAGAUGACCUGGAGCCAGUGGGUUUGGCAACGAAUAUGUAGUGAGGGCCAGCCAACGAGAGCGUACAGGUCACAAUGGUGGGUAGUAUAUGGGGCUUUGGUGACAAAACGGAUGGCACUGUGAUAGACUACAGCUCCUUCCACCAGCCUCCUCUGACACACAGCCAUGAAUAUCAGAUACGCACACGACCCGGUACACUUACAAGCUCUCAAACACACACACACUUGUAACCCUGCUUUUAACACACGCACAAAUCUACAGCCAUCUUGACCAUACGUUUCCCUUUCCGUUUGUCCACCAGUGAGCGCAAGAAGAAGGCAGGAGGCAAGAAGGAGGACAAGAAGGCAGGAGGCAAGAAGAGGAAGUCUGAUGGAGGGGAGAAAGAAAAGGAGCAAGGAGGCAACGACAGUUUUAAGAGCCGAGAGUUUAUUUCCAGCGAGGAGAGUUCGUCUGACGGUGAACGCAAGAAGGCCAAGAAAGCCAAAGGCAAACCCAAGAGCAAGGGCAAGGUACUGCACUGUCACUAUGGCAACAAUAGGAAUAACUUUAUUCGGGUAGCCAUUUUCAUACAUUAUGAUCAAAGCAUUCAUUAAAAUGAAAUGUUGAGAUUAUCAUAGUGACGACUGUCUCGCUCUCUCAGGAGUCUGAGGAAGAGGAGGAAGUGAUGACCACGCCCCCCAGCUCUGAGGAGGACUCUGACUAA
Messenger RNA from Coregonus sp. 'balchen', 11101 nucleotides. The record is from the annotation of a GenBank genome assembly. NCBI's taxonomy places the organism in Eukaryota, Metazoa, Chordata, Actinopteri, Salmoniformes, Salmonidae.